AUGAAUGAUGGUUUCUCGCAAGAUGCAUGGGAUCGUGUGCUGUCGGCCAGCGAGCGCCUUACUUCCGUGAAAGCAGAACUAUUUGGAGUAGCGCUCGGGAGUGAAUAUGUACCGGAGAGACUGGAACGCUAUAUUGCCCGUACGAUCGAUUAUAAGGGAUGGCUCGAAGAGAAGUUCUUAAACGAUGUUGUCUCGCUGCUCAAAGGUGAAAAGGACUGUCCUGAAACGGAAGCUCAUAGAGAGAGCCAUACUCCACAACGUCAGUCGGACGAGUGUGCCGGCCCAGGUUUGGAAUUGGUCGUCAUUUUCGAUAACACCGAGAAGAAUAUUCGCAAGGCGUGA
Molecule: messenger RNA, 342 nt
Organism: Ostertagia ostertagi
Lineage: Eukaryota; Metazoa; Nematoda; Chromadorea; Rhabditida; Trichostrongylidae
Source: the annotation of a GenBank genome assembly